Selaginella moellendorffii is the source of this 1311-nucleotide messenger RNA. Its product is annotated as protein MAEA homolog. Gene Ontology annotation, molecular function: protein binding; ubiquitin protein ligase activity. The transcript is spliced from 7 exons. NCBI's taxonomy places the organism in Eukaryota, Viridiplantae, Streptophyta, Lycopodiopsida, Selaginellales, Selaginellaceae. Gene Ontology annotation, biological process: proteasome-mediated ubiquitin-dependent protein catabolic process. Bases 17 to 1213 code for a protein of 398 amino acids. Gene Ontology annotation, cellular component: GID complex; cytoplasm; nucleus. The record is from RefSeq and is a predicted model, not a curated record.
GGUUCUUCUGUUGGGAAUGAAUGAGGAAGGCGCCCCAGCUGGUCCGGCCCUCGAUUCAGCGGCAUCGACGUGCCAUCGCUGCGUGGAAACGAUCAAGCUCGAGCACCAGCUCGUCCGGGUGCCUUACGAAGUUCUCAAGAGGUCUGUACGGCAGGGCAUUCGCGCAGUAGAGAAGGAGGUGAAUGGCAUCACUGGCGCUGUUGCCGAGGCCGGCAAGAAGGAGGUGUCGCGAGACGCCGCGAUCAAGCAGCUGGAUUCGUGCGUGAAUCGCUUGAGUGGAUUGAAGAGAAAGCUCCGGGAAAUGCACGAUGCGGAAGAACAAAAUCUCCAAAGAUCUCGAGCGAGGUUGGAUCACUUGAGUGACUUUUGCAAGGAUCCAAAGUGGAAGAAAACAAAGCUUGACAGAAUUCUCGUGGACUACCUCUUGCGUUCGUCUUACAUUAACACCGCGACUAAACUCGUCGAGCAUUCGUCCAUUCAGGAUCUUGCAGACCUUGGCCUUUUUGCUGAAGCCCAGCAGAUUAUCGAGGGACUGAAGAGCAAGAGCUGCACGUAUGCACUUAACUGGUGCUCGGAGAACAAGGGAAAGCUAAAGAAGACGCUGAGUGUAUUCGAAUUUAAGCUGAGGAUUCAGGAGUUCAUAGAACUCGUUCGAGCGGAGAAGGCAUUUGACGCUGUGUUAUACGCUCGCAAGUUUCUCUCGCAGCUUGCUGCUGUUGAUAUGCAACACUUGCAAGAGGCCAUGACAACUCUAGUACUGAAGCAAACAACAGAGUGUGUCUUUUACAAGACUUUAUUCGAUGACAACCAAUGGGAGAAACUAAUUCAGCUCUUCAAGGACGAGUUCUGCAAGAUGCACGGAAUGACUUCUCCGUCCUUGCUACACAUUUACAUCCAGGCCGGUCUUUCAGCUCUCAAAACACCGCUGUGCUACGAAGAAACGUGUUUGAAGGACGAUCCUUUCUCGCAUGAAGCGAUCAGGAAACUCGCGGAGCCACUUCCGUUCAUGAAGCACGUACGCUCGAGGCUCAUCUGUUACAUCACGAAGGAGCUUAUGGACGAGGACAAUCCUCCAAUGGUUUUACCGAAUGGAUACGUUUACAGCACAAAGGCAUUGCAAACCAUGUCCGAUCAAAACAAUGGUCUCGUGACUUGCCCAAGAACAAACGAAGUUUUCGCUUUAGCCACCGCGACAAGAGCGUUCGUCUCUUAACAAGGCUAACAAGAAACAAAAAAGAAAUGUACAUUCAAUCGGCGCAUUCAUUGCCAGUGUAAAUCCACCGUCGAUCAACACCCGCCUCACAGUGAUAA